This is a messenger RNA of Ruditapes philippinarum (Manila clam), 2013 nucleotides long. Its product is annotated as ribosomal L1 domain-containing protein CG13096-like. Gene Ontology annotation, cellular component: 90S preribosome. The coding region runs from base 121 to 1398 and encodes 425 amino acids. Lineage: Eukaryota; Metazoa; Mollusca; Bivalvia; Venerida; Veneridae. The record is from RefSeq and is a predicted model, not a curated record. The transcript is spliced from 7 exons.
UCUUUCUUGACGUGUCGAAAAUUUGACAGUUUCCACCAUGUUGUUAUUUGGCGGUGUGCAUGUAAUUUCUUGUUCGUUGAUUGUAUCCCUUCACCGGAAGUAAACAAAAACACGUGAAAAAUGUUGGAAAAAAAUAAGAUCGAAGGGGCCGUAGAUGCAGUGUUAACUUUAAUGAAAGCUAAAGAUGACAUCGGUCUUGUUGAUCUGCCAAAGAAGAUUGACUUGCAGUUCAAUAUAAAACGGAUACCUAAGAUCAAGCACAAGAACAUUCCAGUGGAAUUACCAACAUCCAUACAUUAUGAUUUGAGAGAAGUGUGUAUAUUUGUAAAGGAUCUUAACAAGAAAAACAGGGAGUAUGAUGCUACUGUACAGCAUUACGAAGAUCUCUUUAGAAAACACAAGAUUGAUUCAAUCAAUAAAAUUGUUCCAAUUAAAGCACUGCGUACAGACUAUAGUCUACCAUCUAGCAAGGUACAGUUGGCCAAGGCCUAUGAUCUAUACCUGGGAGACAGUAGUGUGAUGGGCCUUCUACCUGGUAUUCUAGGAAAAAUAUUCUACGCCAAGAAAAAGACAGUUCCUGUGAAAGUAGAUCUAGAUGCUAAAGAUUUGAAGACAGUUGUGGAUAAGGCUGUAAACAAUACAAGAUGUACUCUCCAAGGCACAGGAUCUUCAUGUUUAGUAACAGUUGCCCAUGAUAAGAUGAAGAAGGAACAGAUAGUAGGAAAUGUUGAAGCAGCGUGUAAACAGUUAAUGGAGCAGGUACCUGGUGGCAAGAGUAACAUACGUAACAUGUACAUCAAGAGUACGGACACAGCAUCUGUACCAAUAUACUUAGAUACUGAGUCGGCAAAUAAGGUGAAACUUCCAGCAGUGAAAGAGAACAAAGUUGCCGAAUUUGUAGACGAGAUAACUACAGUAGAAGGUGGCAAGGUAAUGGUUCGAGGGGAUGGUCAGGUUAUUGUCCUUAAAGAUAAGAAAAAUAAGCAAGGAGGUAAAGAAAAGCCUAAAAAAACACAAGGAGAACCAGAGGGUUCUGAAAAUGUCGAGGGAAGUCAAGAAGGUCUUAAAGUGGCACAAGUUGCUGCAGAAAUCAUGGAAGACAAAAAUGAAGAAUUAGAUGCAGCAGAAGGUAAAGAUAUUGAUGAAAAUGAUGUUGAAGUUCAUGACUCAGAUAAUUCAGAAGAUGAUGAUGAUGUCGAAAAAGAUGACACUGUUCAGACAAAAAGGAGUAAGAAAGUAGUUGCAAAGUCUGGAAAAAGACAACAGAAAAGGAAGAGCUUGGAAGGCAAUGAUGAGGUUACUGUUGAAAAGAAGAAACAGAAAUGGACUGAAGUUGCCACUAAAAGAGAAUCUGACAAGAAGUUGAAUAAGAGAAGUAGAAAAGCAAGAAAAACUUGAAAAACAAUGACUGGAUAUUUUAAUAUGUUAUAAUUUUAGCAAGUUGACACCAAUGCAGAAAAAGGGGGACGACUCUUUGAAGUUGAACACUAUCAAUUAACAUACAAAAAUAUAAUAAAUCAAAGAGCCCUGUUAAAGAAAUGUGACAUGAGAGGAAUGCAAAAUAAAUAACAUAUUUUAAAAUGGUGAAAUGAAUUUUUAAUUUAUGUACUGUACUGUAAAUUAUUAAAAUGAACUUCUAAUUUACAUACUGACUGUAUUUUUGAAUUGUAAAAAAAAUAAUAUUCUAAUUAUGUACCGUAUACCCUCUCAUGGAUUCUAAUUCUUUUAAAAGACAGGCAUCAGGUUCAGUCAACAUUUACAAAACUUUGUAAACAUUUUUUAAGACCCUAUUGAAGCCACUACAUAUUCAGAUAUAUUUAUAAUGUAAGCAAAUGUUUAUGUAAGGUGGGUUUAGAAAACUAAUGGUACAAAUUCAUGUUCUGCAUCUAAUGCUCCAUUACAUGGUUAAAUUAAGAAGAUUUUAUACAUGUACCUCUGUUUUGCAUAUUCAAUUAAUAAAUCAAGUUGUAAAGAUAAUUUUGCUAAAUAAAAGCUUGGGCUAUCAUCACCACA